Molecule: messenger RNA, 1791 nt
Organism: Ilex paraguariensis (yerba mate)
Lineage: Eukaryota; Viridiplantae; Streptophyta; Magnoliopsida; Aquifoliales; Aquifoliaceae
Source: the annotation of a GenBank genome assembly
AUGUCAACCAGCCGUCGAGGAGGCCCCUCAUUGUCUUGCACAGCUCAGAUACAAAAUAUUCUGGAUGAGGAUCUCAAAACAAAUGUUUCGUAUUUUCCAAGUGAAAUCCUGGUUCCAGAACUUGAGGCAAAUGAAACCAAACUCAAAGUUUGUGCCAUUGAUGAUUAUUAUGGUAUAGUGGGCAUCAAUCAGAAGGACUUUCCUACAAAACUGCAAUCUCGAGUUGAAAAACCUCCAUUUCUGUUCCAUUUGAUUCCACCGGAACGAGAGGAAACAAGCAUGCAAGUCAGAGGGAGACGAAGCGCCCAGCUUAAGAGGGAUAGACCAACCAGGCGCUUGUCUACUGUCUCCAUGGAAAACUCAAAACUUCAUGUAGCAAUACUAUCAAGCCCAGGUAUGGGCCACCUCAUACCGGUCCUCAACUUGGGCAACCGACUCCUUAGCCACCACAACGUUGACAUCACCAUCCUCCUGCCUGCAACUAAUUCAUCACCAGCAGAAUCUAAAGUUCUCAAACCAUUAACUGACCGGAAUCAACUCAACAUAAUCGAAAUCCCUCCGGUAGACAUCUCUAGCCUAGUGAACCCCAAGACCACAAUUGUCACACAGCUCUGCAUCAUGAUGCGAGCGGUUCUUCCUGGCCUCCGGUCCACAAUCGCCGCCAUGAAUCCUCGCCCCGAUGUCCUCAUCGUCGAUCUGUUUGGAACUGAGGCGUUGCCGGUCGCCGACGAGUUUGACAUGCCCAAGUACGUAUAUAUUGCUUCAACUGCAUGGUUUACAGCUCUAACUACGUACUGUCCAGUUCUUGAUGAGAAGAUAGAAGGUCAGUACGUUGAUCAAAGAACGCCGCUGAAAAUUCCGGGUUGCAAGCCGGUUCGACCGGAAGAUGUGGUUGAUCCCAUGCUGGAUCGGAACGACGAACAGUACCGUGAGUACCUACGGCUAGGGAUCGAGUUCAGGCUGUCUGAUGGGAUUUUGUUGAACACGUGGGAAGAUCUGGAGCCUAUAUCACUCAAAGCUCUGAGAGAAAAUGGAAUCUUGCGGGCAGUAGUGAAGGUACCGGUUUACGACAUCGGUCCUCUAAGAAGACCGGCUGAACCUGCCGGUUCAAAGAGUCGGCUGAUUGAGUGGCUUGACGUGCAACCAAGUGAGUCAGUGAUCUACAUAUCCUUUGGGAGUGGAGGGACAUUGUCCGCUCAGCAGAUCAAUGAGUUGGCUUGGGGGUUGGAAAUGAGCCAGCAGAGGUUUGUUUGGGUGGUGCGUCCACCCACCGAGGGUGGUGCCGAUGGGUCAUUUUUCACCGUAGGGAACGGUUCUGAUGGCACCCUGGACUACUUACCAGAUGGGUUCUUGACUAGGACCCACAGCGUUGGACUGUUGAUCCCACAGUGGGGCCCACAGGUGGAAAUCUUGAGUCAUCAAUCAAUUGGAGGAUUUUUAUCACACUGUGGCUGGAACUCCACCUUGGAGAGCAUAGCUAGUGGCAUCCCAAUGAUUGCAUGGCCGCUCUACGCUGAGCAAAGAUUGAACGCCACCAUGCUGACGGAGGAGCUGGGCGUCGCCGUCCGGCCAGAAGUGUUGCCAACGAAGAAAGUAGUGGGAAGGGAAGAGAUAGAGAAGAUGGUGAGGACCUUAAUGCAGUACACAGAAGGGAAGGCAAUGAGGGAUAGAGUCAAAGAACUGAAACACAGUGCAGAGAAGGCUUUGAGCAAUGAAGGUUCUUCUUACAAAUCAAUGGCCGUGGUCCUUGAGGAUUGCCAGAGGAGAGUACAAUCUCAUAAAAAAGAGUGA